UUAUAACUUUUGAGAGGUGUGGUCUGAGUUGAGGAUACAUGUACUGAAUGGUUUUGGAGGCUUUGGAGUUCAAGAUUCCUUCCUGCCGAGUGAAGUCAAAAAGAUCCAGCUCAAAACGACUUUGUGAAGUGUGCAGCUAUUUCUUCAAUUCACACGGGACUUUAUUUUGCGACAACCGUGCAGAAUCAAUCGCAUUUGUGAAGCAGAACUGCGUAGCGGGAGGAAAUGUCUUUUUCCUGGUCGUUAAACUUCAGCUGACGAGAGGCUGCGUCCGACUGUCACUUGAACAGCGUUUAUUCCAGCUAUUUCAGCGUCAUUUGAAAUUGAUCAAAGGCACCUCUCCCUCUACACCAGGAAUCUCUCCCUCUACACCAGGAAUCUCUCCCUCUACUGCAGGAAGCUCUCCCUCUACACCAGGACACAAAGGAGAGGAGGGAUUCCAUCGUUCAUCCAUCUUACCCAAGGCUCCACAGUUGAAAAGGUCAUCAGUCUGUCCAUCCAUCUAUUCAUCGAUCCAUUAAUCCAUUCAUCCCUCCCUCCAUCGGUCAUGAUAUCCUGGGACUGGCUAAGGGGAGCGUCCAUGCUACUGGCGUUCCACGCCUCCGUCUCCACGGUGUUGAUUGGGAACGGUAACCGCGGUAACGGUACGGCCCUUGGCUGGGAUGGUAUUCUGGAGAAGUACUUUGUUGAAGAGGGGGACUGGUGGCAGGCCAAGCAGAGAGGGAAGAGGGCCAUCACAGAGGCAGACAUGAGCGCCAUACUAGAUCUGCACAACAAGCUAAGAGGACAGGUCCACCCACCUGCUGCUAACAUGGAACACAUGGAGUGGGAUACAGAGUUAGAGCGUACGGCGGAGGAGUGGGCUGAGACUUGUCUUUGGGAACACGGUCCGGCUGGUCUGCUCCCCCAGAUAGGACAGAACCUGGGAGCGCACUGGGGAUGGCCACGCCCCCCUACUUCCCAUGUGCAGGCCUGGUAUGAUGAGGUGAAGGACUAUUCCUUCCCUUACCCCCAGGAAUGUGACCCCUACUGCCCCUUUAGAUGUUCCGGCCCCGUCUGCACCCACUACACACAGUUGGUGUGGGCCACCAGCAGCAGGAUAGGCUGUGCCAUCAACAUUUGCUACAACAUGAACGUGUGGGGUCAGAACUUGGCUAAAGCUGUUUAUCUGGUCUGCAACUACUCACCCAAGGGGAACUGGUGGGGUCAUGCACCCUAUAAACACGGCACCCCCUGCUCUGCCUGCCCCCCCAGCUAUGGAGGACGAUGCAAGGACAACCUCUGCUGCAAAGACAAAGUUACAGAGUCGCAGAGAUCUCGGGAGGAAACCGAGGAAAACAAUUACAUCGAACCAGAGGCCCCCAGGAGCCCCCAGAAGCCACGCCCAAGGGCCCCCCAGCCAAAGUCCCCCCCUAUGGCCAAGACCCCCGCCCCCCCCUCCACCCCCCCGCCAGAGGAGCGGGAGAGGAAUGCGGUGGUCAAUACACAGCAGAUGUCUCAGCUUGUGACCUGUGACACUAAGCUACGAGAUCAGUGCAAAGGGACCACAUGCAACAGGUACGAGUGUCCUGCCGGCUGUCUAAAGUCCACAGGGAAGGUGGUUGGGACAGUACACUAUGAGAUGCAAUCCAGUAUCUGCCGAGCUGGCCUCCACUCUGGAGUGGUAGAUAAGGAUGGAGGAUGGCUGGACGUCACCAGACAAGGCAGGAAGGACUUCUUCAUCAAGUCCAACAAGAAUGGAAUUCAGUCUCUCGGGAAGUAUCAGAGUGCCAACUCUUUUAUCAUCUCCAAAGUAGCAGUGAAAGCUAUCACCUGUGAGACCACGGUGGCUCAGAUGUGUUCAUAUCAAAAGCUUGUAAAGCACUGCCCAAGGUUAUAUUGCCCCCGGAACUGCAUGGAGGAGAACCCUAACAUAUCACGGGUCAUCGGAACCGGAAUCUAUUCAGAUAAAUCCAGUAUAUGCCGUGUGGCGGUUCACGCAGGGGUGCUUCAGAACAAUGUGGGUGGCUACAUCGACGUGAUGCCGGUAGACAAGCGGAAACAGUACAUUGCCUCGUACCAAAACGGCAUUAAUUCCGAGAGUCUUCAGAACCCACCAGGAGGAAAGGCAUUCCGGGUGUUUGCUGUGAUCUGAAUGUUCCGUGUUCUGACCGGGUGUUCCAUGUUCUGGCUGAGUGUUCCAUGUUCUGACUGAGUCUUCCGACUGAGUGUUCCGUGUUCUGACUGAGUGUUCCGUGUUCUGACUGAGUGUUCUGUGUUCUGACUGAGUGUUCUGUGUUCUGACUGAUUGUUCCGUGUUCUGACUGAGUGUUCUGUGUUCUGACUGAUUGUUCCAUGUUCUGACGGAGUCUGAAUGAGUGUUCCAAAUUCUGGCUGAUUGUUCCGACUGAGUGUUCCGUGUUCUGACUGAGUGUUACGUGUUCCGAAGGUCAGGGGCUCCAUCUCUCCUCUCUCACCAAACACAGAAUCAAUCAUCUCUGCUGUCCGUUUGGCUGAAUGGGCCGUGAACACUCAUCUCUGCUGUCAAAAGCUGAAAAUGACUGAAACGUUUUUCUGGCCUUUUCACUAGCCGCAACGUCAGAGGACGUCUCCACGGAAACUAUAGACAUUUAUCACAGGUACGGGCAGCGCUGAAUGAAGAGAGAUGGGAGAGAGCAAGGCUGGUGCUCAGUGCAGUCCCGUUUCAAUGUUUUAAUGUCAUCUGGUUCAUUUUAUAAACUGUAUAUAUUUGACGUAAUUGCUAGAAUUACUUUAAACUGUAAAGUGCAGUACCAGUCAAAAGUCUGGACACACCUACUCAUUCCAGGGUAUUUCUUUAUUUGUACUGUUUUCUACAUUGUAGAAUAAUAGUGAAGACAUCAAAACUAUGACAUAACACAU
Oncorhynchus mykiss (rainbow trout) is the source of this 2880-nucleotide messenger RNA. Its product is annotated as cysteine-rich secretory protein LCCL domain-containing 1. Gene Ontology annotation, cellular component: extracellular region. Lineage: Eukaryota; Metazoa; Chordata; Actinopteri; Salmoniformes; Salmonidae. The record is from RefSeq and is a predicted model, not a curated record.